Messenger RNA from Toxorhynchites rutilus septentrionalis, 309 nucleotides. RefSeq lists its product as uncharacterized. The record is from RefSeq and is a predicted model, not a curated record. Bases 1 to 309 code for a protein of 102 amino acids. The transcript is spliced from 2 exons. Lineage: Eukaryota; Metazoa; Arthropoda; Insecta; Diptera; Culicidae.
AUGGGAGGUGUCGAUACGAGCAAGUGGAAGCCACGACGAACGCAAGGAACGGUUAUCAACAGAACGCGGAAUCAGUUCGCGUGGGCGGUACUCGCAAUCGGAACGCUCAGUUUCGCUGUUUUUUAUUCUGCCUGUAGAUACAUCGGCGGUGAGAAGUUUAAGCAACGGCUGCACAAGGAUUUCUUCGAGCGUACCGAAGAAGAGGUGGACCGGAAGGCUUUGAUGAACUUCAGUUUGUUGGCACCUCGACGAGGAGAUACGAUUAGGAAGCUGCUAGAAGAGGAGGCGAUUGAUCGCAGCGAGAAGUGA